Molecule: messenger RNA, 1134 nt
Organism: Miscanthus lutarioriparius
Lineage: Eukaryota; Viridiplantae; Streptophyta; Magnoliopsida; Poales; Poaceae
Source: the annotation of a GenBank genome assembly
AUGACAGCCAUGCCCCCUCCGCGCCACCGAGGCGCUGCUAAGAAGCCCAUGUGGAUCAUAGUGCUAUUGUCAUUGGUUUGUGUUUCCCUUAUGGGGGCCUAUGUCUACCCACCACGACGCUACUCCGCAUGCUACUUCUUUGCUUCGAGUGUCUGUACUCCGUUCAAGGAUUGGCUACCUGCUGUUGCUCGGGAGAAAACUGAUGAAGAGAUAGUUUCAGCAGUGGUUAUUAGGGAUCUUCUUUUGAUGCCUAUGGCUGUGUCAAAGAACCCAAAGAUUGCCUUUAUGUUCUUGACACCAGGUACAAUGCCUUUUGAGAGGUUGUGGGAGAAAUUUUUACAGAGUCAUGAUGGUCGAUAUUCCAUCUAUAUCCAUGCAUCUCGUGAAAAACCUGUACAUUCUAGCUCUCUGUUUGUUGGGCGCGAAAUUCACAGUGAAAAGGUAGUAUGGGGGAGGAUUUCGAUGGUUGAUGCAGAGAAGAGGCUGUUAGCAAAUGCAUUGGAAGAUGUUGAUAAUCAAUUUUUCGUCUUGCUUUCUGACAGCUGUGUUCCACUACAUACAUUUGAUUACAUAUAUAAUUAUCUGAUGGGAACCAAUGUCAGCUUCAUUGAUUGCUUCCUCGAUCCUGGUCCACAUGGAACUGGAAGGUAUUCGAUGGAAAUGCUUCCUGAAAUAGAACAGAGGGACUUCAGGAAGGGUGCCCAGUGGUUUGCUAUAACACGAAGGCACGCUUUAUUGAUUCUGGCAGACAACCUUUACUACAAUAAGUUCAAGCUGUACUGCAAGCCAGCAGAGGGACGCAACUGUAUUGCUGAUGAGCAUUAUUUGCCAACCCUCUUCAAUAUGGUCGAUCCUGGUGGAAUAGCUAACUGGUCAGUGACUCAUGUUGAUUGGUCCGAGGGAAAAUGGCAUCCAAGGUCAUAUAGAGCUGCAGAUGUUACCUAUCAACUCUUAAAGAAUAUAACGUCUGUCAAUGAGAAUUUCCACAUUACAAGUGAUGAUAAGAAAGUUAUGACACGGACCCCAUGUAUGUGGAAUGGAACAAAAAGACCAUGCUACCUUUUUGCUAGAAAGUUUUACCCGGAAUCUCUGAACAACCUGCUGAAGCUAUUCUCCAGUUACACAUCGGCUUGA